This is a messenger RNA of Cucurbita pepo subsp. pepo (vegetable marrow), 1528 nucleotides long. Its product is annotated as SGNH hydrolase-type esterase superfamily protein. NCBI's taxonomy places the organism in Eukaryota, Viridiplantae, Streptophyta, Magnoliopsida, Cucurbitales, Cucurbitaceae. Gene Ontology annotation, molecular function: hydrolase activity, acting on ester bonds. The record is from RefSeq and is a predicted model, not a curated record.
AUGGCGCUUAAUCUGCUAAUUUUCCUAAUCUUCAUCCUCAUUUCUUCCAUUUUUCUUCCAUCAACAGCUCUCAUAAUCCCCAAACUUCACAAUCCUUUGGCGCCAACCCCUUACGGUUUCACAACCCCUCCAAAUUCAUCUUUUCCCACUUUCCCCGCCGCUCCCCCGCCCUCGAAUUCACUAGUCCCCGCCCUUUUCGUCAUCGGCGACUCUACCGUCGACUGCGGUACCAACAAUUUCCUCGGAACCUUCGCCCGCGCCGAUCACCUUCCUUAUGGUCGAGAUUUCGACACGCACAGACCUACUGGAAGGUUCUGUAAUGGAAGAAUUCCCGUCGAUUUUCUUGCCCAGCGUCUUGGACUUCCGUUUGUUCCGAGUUAUCUUGGUCAUGCUGGAGCAGUGGAAGAUAUGAUUCAAGGAGUGAAUUACGCAUCAGCUAGUGCUGGAGUUAUCUUCACCAGUGGAUCUGAAUUGGGCCAACACAUUUCCUUCACACGGCAAAUUCAGCAAUUUAUGGACACUUUUCAGCAGUUUGUUCUAACCAUGGGCGAGAAUGCUGCUGCUGAUCACAUUUCCGAUUCAGUCUUUUACAUAUCAAUUGGAAUCAACGAUUACAUCCAUUACUAUCUGUUUAAUAUAUCGCGUGUGCAAAAUCUCUACCCUCCAUGGAAUUUUAACCAAUUUCUGGCAACCACAAUCAAACAGGAAAUCAAGAACUUGUAUAACAUGAAUGCUAGGAGAAUUGUUGUAAUGGGAUUGGCACCUAUUGGAUGUGCUCCAUUUUACCUAUGGCAAUACGGCAGUGAGAAUGGAGAGUGUAUUGAGGAGAUAAAUGAUAUGGUCAUGGAGUUCAACUUCGCCAUGAGAUACAUAGUUGAGGAGCUGGGCAUGGAGCUGCCCGAUUUAAGUAUUAUCUUCUGUGAUUUGCUGCAAGGUUCAAUGGAUAUUUUGAAGAACCAUGAACGUUAUGGUUUCAAUGUAACUUCUGAUGCUUGUUGUGGGUUUGGUCGCUACAAUGGUUGGAUCUUGUGCAUCUCACCACUUAUGGCUUGCAAAAAUGCUUCUAAUCAUAUCUGGUGGGAUCAAUUCCAUCCAACAGAUGCAGUGAAUGCCAUUCUUGCAGACAACGUGUGGAAUGGCCUCCACACAACAAUGUGCUAUCCUAAGAAUUUGCAGGACGUGAUAAACUCCCAAGGCUGAGUGGCACUUUGGCCAGACGUGUUCAUUCACAAAGCUGCACCAACACAUUCAACGUAAUACCCGGUACCAUUCAUAUUGCCUUCGUCUAGUAAUGAUAGGAAACAUUGACAUAUAAAAUAGACUAAUAGAAUUCCCAAUGCUAUAUACUUGCUUGCUCCUUUUUGUUCCUUUUUUUGUAUGCCCUUGUUUUCCUUCAUCUUUUUAACGAAUGAUAGUUCGAUUUCUAGUCAAUUUCCUUUCUUUAGCGUUGAUUGACCUUGGUGAGGAACCAUAGUUAUACGUCAGUCACGAUGAAGUAACUAAAUGGGAUAAAUGGUUGAUGUGAUCA